Messenger RNA from Sitodiplosis mosellana (orange wheat blossom midge), 1551 nucleotides. RefSeq lists its product as uncharacterized. Lineage: Eukaryota; Metazoa; Arthropoda; Insecta; Diptera; Cecidomyiidae. The record is from RefSeq and is a predicted model, not a curated record. Gene Ontology annotation, molecular function: oxidoreductase activity. The transcript is spliced from 3 exons. Bases 165 to 1376 code for a protein of 403 amino acids.
AACCACAUUGAGAUCGAACCACACAUUUAUCUCAUGCGUGCGUGCUCUUUUUGAAUGAGAAAUCGCGUAAAUUAAAAGGGAAUUUCAUUCGGUAUAAAAAUUCAUUUGAGAAGACAUCUCGUCUGCCCAUUGUAAAGAAAAUUGAAGGAAACUAAAACAACCCGAUGGAAUUCACUGGUAAAAUCAUAAUCGUUACGGGUGCGUCGAGUGGAAUUGGAGCGGAAACAGCGCGUCAUCUUUCGAGUUUGGGUGGCAAUGUGGUGUUAGUUGGACGAAAUGAGAGUCGGUUGAACAAAGUGGCUGAUGAAAUUAAAAGUGCUGGUUCACCAGCUCCGCUGCCAAUCGUGGCCGAUGUGACAAAAGACACUAAACGAAUCGUCGAUGAGACGAUCAAACACUUCGGUCGACUUGAUGUGCUAGUCAAUAACGCGGGAAUAAAUAUAGAAGUGCCAAUCAUGGAUGCGACCAACGAGCAAUUCGAUCAAAUCUUCAAUACAAAUGUGCGUGGUGUGAUUGAUUUAUGCCAACUAGGUGCCACAUUUGGAGCGAACGAAAGGCAAUAUUAUAAGGUAUUUUGGCUGGUUCAUUUGCCAAAAAUUCGUACGUCAGUCGUGAAAAUGAAUUUCGGAGGAAAGGUAAUACUUGUCACCGGUGCAGCAUCUGGAAUCGGUGCAACCACUGCAAAAUAUUUUGCGCAGUUGGGCGGAUGUUUGGUAAUAGUUGAUCAUAAUGCCGAACACUUGAACGAUGUGGCUGAAGAGAUAAUUGCGGAAGGUUCUCAUGUUCCAUUGGCAAUCGUGGCCGAUAUAACCGAAAACCCGGAGCAUAUAAUCACUAAGACUAUUGAAAAAUUCGGCAAGUUAGAUGUUCUCGUCAAUAAUGCCGGAAUUGCUUCACAUAACGGAUUGACUGAUCUGGAUAUGAACGAUUUUGAUCGUAUUCAUAAAACAAAUGUGAGAAGUGUUGUGUUUUUGACACAGUCAGCGAUUCCAUACUUGGAAGUGACCAAAGGAAAUAUCGUCAAUGUUUCAAGCAUUUGUGGUUUGAGGGCCUGUCCACAGUUGUUGGCAUAUUCAAUGUCAAAAGCAGCAAUAAAUCAAUUUACAAAGUGCACAGCAGUGGAAUUGGGUCCAAAGGGUAUCCGAGUCAAUUCAGUUAAUCCAGCUGUUACCAACACACCCAUGAUUGACGCAAUACCGGAGGAGACGAGAGAAAAAACGUUGAAAUAUUUGAAACGAGCCUAUCCACUUCAAAGAAUCGGCGAGACAAGUGAUGUUGCCAAUGCCAUUGCCUAUUUAGCCAGCGAAAAUGCUGCAUUCAUCACCGGUCAUCUGUUUUGCGUCGAUGGAGGUUCGCUUGCAGCCAAUAUCGUUUGAAUGUAUCAGUUAGACAUUGACCUCAAAUGCGAAUUGUAGCCGAAUUUUAACAAUGGCUUCAUUUUAUCAACGAUUCUUAUCAUACAUGCACACCAUGGAGUUCAAGUCCAAAUACACUUUUGUAUUGUUAUCAAUUAUUGCCCAAUAAACACCUUAUCGCACUGGUAGUAUGCAA